This is a messenger RNA of Castor canadensis (American beaver), 1717 nucleotides long. The record is from RefSeq and is a predicted model, not a curated record. NCBI's taxonomy places the organism in Eukaryota, Metazoa, Chordata, Mammalia, Rodentia, Castoridae.
CUGGGGUAUGGCCGUCAAUGUGUACUCCACAUCUGUGACCAGUGAAAAUCUGAGUCGCCAUGAUAUGCUUGCAUGGGUCAAUGACUCCCUGCACCUCAACUAUACCAAGAUAGAACAGCUCUGUUCAGGGGCAGCCUACUGCCAGUUCAUGGACAUGCUCUUCCCUGGCUGUGUGCACUUGAGGAAGGUCAAGUUCCAAGCCAAACUAGAACAUGAAUACAUCCACAACUUCAAGGUGCUGCAAGCAGCUUUCAAGAAGAUGGGUGUUGACAAAAUCAUUCCCGUAGAGAAAUUAGUGAAAGGAAAGUUCCAAGAUAAUUUUGAGUUUAUUCAGUGGUUUAAGAAAUUCUUUGACGCAAACUAUGAUGGAAAGGAUUACAACCCUCUGCUGGCGCGGCAGGGCCAGGACGUAGCACCACCUCCUAACCCAGGUGAUCAGAUCUUCAACAAAUCCAAGAAACUCAUUGGCACAGCAGUUCCACAGAGGACGUCCCCCACAGGCCCCAAGAACAUGCAGACUUCUGGCCGACUGAGCAACGUGGCCCCACCCUGCAUCCUCCGGAAGAAUCCCCCAUCAGCCCGAAAUGGUGGCCACGAGACUGAUGCCCAGAUUCUUGAACUCAACCAGCAGCUCCUGGACUUGAAGCUGACAGUGGAUGGACUGGAAAAGGAACGUGACUUCUACUUCAGCAAACUGCGUGACAUUGAGCUCAUCUGCCAGGAACAUGAAAGUGAAAACAGCCCCGUUAUCUCGGGCAUCAUUGGCAUUCUAUAUGCUACCGAGGAGGGAUUUGCACCCCCUGAGGAUGAUGAGAUUGAAGAACACCAACAGGAAGACCAGGACGAGUACUGAGGGUGGCGCCAGCCCUGGCUGACUGCGCAGCUUCCCAUGCCUACCCUCUCGCGCCCAUCCCCACAUUAUAAUCCUUUCCUUACAGCCAGUCGGCCUGCCGGGUGCUUUGUGUCAGUGCCCCAGCAUGGGGGAGCCGGGCAAAUGGGGCUUGGGAGGUGUUUGGGUAGUGGGCAAGCAGAGGCCCCAUCUGGGCCCCCCAAGUGGCACUGGUCCAGGGGGCGGGACCCUUGCCCACUCCCCACCCCUAUUUAUUUCCGUUGUCUCUAUACUGUGUCGGCCAACACUUCCCAGGGUGCUGGUGCCACCUGACAGCCAGCCACCUGCUGUAUAUUUGACAAAAUCAUUGGUAUAUUUUUACUUACUGGAUCAUCCUUGCACUUUACCUGUUCUUUUCCGGGCUGACAGCAGGGCUGGGGCAGCGUGCCUGGCUUGGCUUCCCUUCCCCAGAGCCAAGGCCAAGGCAGGACUUGCCAAUUCUUAUUUAUUUUGUCUUUUAACUUCCUAGUAGUUGAGGGGAAGGCUGAUACCAGGAGAGGGAGAGGGAGCUAAGGAGAGAGUGGUGUGGGCCCAGGGGUCAGGGAGAGGGAGGGGAGCAUGUAAGGGACAGAAACUACCCACUGGCACUGGGCUCAUCCGCCUGAGAUCCCUGCCCCAGCACCGAAGCCCAGCACUGUCCCAAGGCCCCAUCCACUCCCUCCUGCAGCCUGGUUCAUACCACACAGACUCUGCCUGGCGCCCACUGUCCAUCUGCCCUCAUCUGCCCGCCUCCCACCCCUGCCCCUUGGGCACCAGCCUGCAUAUGUGUUCAUUUUUAUUUAAAUAAAUUCGUGUGGUAAAAGUCCAUUCCCUGUCUCCCUCAACUGA